This is a messenger RNA of Lutzomyia longipalpis, 1187 nucleotides long. It is a transcript of the gene Prp18, whose product is annotated as pre-mRNA-splicing factor 18. NCBI's taxonomy places the organism in Eukaryota, Metazoa, Arthropoda, Insecta, Diptera, Psychodidae. Gene Ontology annotation, biological process: RNA splicing; generation of catalytic spliceosome for second transesterification step. Gene Ontology annotation, cellular component: U5 snRNP; U2-type post-spliceosomal complex; U4/U6 x U5 tri-snRNP complex. The transcript is spliced from 2 exons. The record is from RefSeq and is a predicted model, not a curated record. The coding region runs from base 123 to 1163 and encodes 346 amino acids.
ACUUUGUUAUUGUUUACAAGUUUUUAAUCAUUUGAUUUUCUCAAAAAUAGAGAGAAAAUUCUUUUAAUUUCUCUAAAAGAGAUCUAUUAUUUAGUGACGAAACACCUAAUUUUGAUUUUUCAAUGGAUAUUCUCAAAGCGGAAAUUGCCAAGAAACGAAAACUUCUCGAAGAGCAGCAAUUGCUUGAUGGUGGAAAGAAAUACUUCAAAAGGGGUGAAUUGCUUGCAAAAGAGCAGGAAAAGUACUUCCAAACUUACGGUCAGAGGGAAGAACAAACCGAAUCAACGAGUUCCGGAAGUUGCGUUGCCAGCACUGAUGUUACAAGUGAACAUUCCAUCCUACCACGUCCGGAAGUGAUUCGACGACUCCGCGAGCGCUGUGAACCAAUUCGUCUUUUCGGGGAAAAUGACCAGGAAGCCUUCCGGAGGUUGCGCCAGUGCGAAAUUACCCAACCGGAGAUCAAUCGUGGUUUCCGGAAUGACUUCCAGGAGGCCAUGGAGCAAGUUGAUCAGGCGUACCUCGAUGAAAUUCUCACAUCUCACGGAAAUGAGAGCACAAGUUCGGGUGAGAAGACCUCAACGGAUGACUUUCCGGAAGAUGAAACGAUUACGUGGGAUACGAUUCAGGAGAUGGCAAAGCGACGCCUUGGACGUGGAAACAAGGAUCACGAUAUGAAUGUCAUCACCACACUGCUGCAGUACCUGCUGAAGCUGUGGAAUAGCAAUCUCAAUGAGUGCUCAACGGCCGAGAGGAUGUCCACGAAGAUGAAAAUUGCUCGGGCAACAUUCACACAGACUCGCGUGUAUAUGAAGCCCCUCUUCCGGAAGCUGAAGAACAAGACACUGCCUGAGGAUAUUCUGGACAGUCUCACGGAUAUUGCUCGUGCUCUCCUGGAACGGAACUACAUCGCUGCGAGUGAUGCUUACCUACAGAUGGCCAUUGGGAAUGCUCCGUGGCCCAUUGGGGUGACCAUGGUGGGUAUCCACGCUCGUACGGGACGAGAAAAGAUCUUCAGUAAGAAUGUGGCGCAUGUGCUGAACGAUGAGACCCAGCGGAAGUACAUUCAGGGAUUGAAACGUCUCAUGACCAAGUGUCAGGAAUUCUUCCCAACUAAUCCCUCUCGGUGCGUUGAGUAUGUUAGCAAAAAAGACAUGGUUGAGUAAAUAAAGUUAUUAAUUAAUUAUCCU